UCCUAUCAUUCGCUGCAUUCAGUCGCUGAAGUUGAAGAAGUUUUUCUAGUUUGUCUCACUUGGUUUUUUGAGGAACCUCUUUAAAUCGUUCACUGAUAUAAAACCCUAGAUUUCUACCGGUAUAACUUGAUUGGCAAAAACGUAGCUUUUUGAAGAAGAUCUUCAACGCAUCGUUUCGUUCCGGGCACAAGUGUUUGGUCUGACACAUCUGAGCGUUUCAUCAACUACUUCUGAAGGCAGAUUUUCCCCCCAACGCGCUCAGGCUAUCACAAAUUUCGUUGUGAAUAGGGAAGGACAACCAAAAGUAAAAUGAGCACGCACUACGACCAACAGCACUACCAAGAUACCGAUAACUGGGAGGAGCAGGACGAUGAGAUACCGGCCACAGAAAAAGACCUAGCCGAGGAUGCCCCAUGGAAGAAAAUCCAGCAGAACACCUUUACCAGGUGGUGCAAUGAACAUCUGAAAUGUAUCAACAAGUCCGUAACCGAUCUCCAAAAAGACUUCACCGAUGGGCUCAAGUUAAUCAGUCUGUUGGAGGUUUUGAGCCAAAAGAAGAUGUACAGAAAACAUAACGUAAGACCGAACUUCCGACAAAUGAAACUGGAAAAUGUAUCAGUGGCGCUGGAAUUCCUGGAGAGAGAACACAUCAAACUGGUAUCCAUAGACAGCAAGGCCAUUGUGGAUGGGAACUUGAAGCUGAUUCUGGGCCUCAUCUGGACACUGAUCCUACACUACUCCAUCUCCAUGCCCAUGUGGGACGAUGAGGACGACGAAGAUGCUAAGAAACUAACCCCUAAGCAGCGUCUCUUGGGCUGGAUCCAGAACAAAGUUCCGCAGCUCCCCAUUAACAACUUCAACCGGGACUGGAGGGAUGGCAAGGCUCUGGGCGCACUGGUAGACAACUGUGCUCCAGAAGCCCAGCAUCUGUUAGUAAAGCUCUUUCUUACCACAGCCUGCUACCCCAAGAUGUGUAAUGCCUCUGGCCGAGGUCUGCAACCCAAGGGGCUCCGCGUGAAGGAAGUAGCAGACUUCAAGGUGUUUACUAAGGGGGCUGGCAGUGGGGAGCUGAAGGUGCUCGUUAAAGGACCCAAAGGAGGAGAAGAGCCAGUGAAGGUGCGGGAAGUUGGAGAUGGGGUGUACGAGUGCGAAUAUUACCCAGUUGUACCUGGAAAAUACACUGUAGCCAUCACCUGGGGAGGACAGGCUAUUCCACGCAGCCCCUUCGAGGUUGUGGUCAGUGAGGCUGCAAAGAGUCAGAAGGUCCGAGCCUGGGGUCCUGGCCUGGAAACUGGGAUGGUGGGCAAGUCUGCAGACUUUGUGGUGGAAGCUAUUGGCAUAGAAGUAGGAAAUCUGGGCUUUUCUAUCGAAGGACCGUCUCAGGCUAAGAUUGAGUGUGAUGACAAGGGUGAUGGCUCCUGGGAUGUACGCUAUUGGCCCACUGAGCCAGGUGACUAUGCUGUGCAUGUGAUUUGUGACAAUGAGGACAUCAAGGACAGCCCAUUCAUGGCCCACAUCCUGCCUGCUGAUAAGAGCAUUUACCCGGAGAAGGUGAAGGCCUUUGGCCCAGGCCUGCAGCCCACUGGCUGCAUCAUCAACCAGCCUGCAGAGUUCACUGUUGACACCCGAGGGGCUGGUAAUGGCCAACUGAAGAUUUAUGCACAGGACGCCGAUGGCCUUACCAUUGACAUCCAGAUCACCGACAAAGGAGAUGGCACAUUUGUGUGUGUCUACGUGCCAGUUAAGCCCAUCAAGCAUACCAUAAUCAUCACUUGGGGAGGGGUCAACAUCCCCAACAGCCCCUUUAGGGUGGUCGUUGGGGAAGGUAGUCACCCAGGAAAAGUUAAGGUGUACGGGCCAGGAGUGCAGAAAACAGGGCUGAAGGCCAAUGAGCCCACAUAUUUCACUGUGGACUGCGCUGAAGCUGGACAAGGUGAUGUCAGUAUUGGCAUCAAGUGUGCCCCUGGGGUUGUGGGUCCCAAUGAGGUGGACAUCGACUUCGAUAUAAUCAAGAAUGACAAUGACACCUUCACAGUAAAAUACACACCCCCUGGCCCUGGUAACUACACAAUUAUGGUGCUGUUUGGAGACCAGGAAAUCCCCAUCAGCCCAUUCCAUGUUAAGGUACAGCCGUCUCAUGAUGCUGCCAAGGUGAGGGCAGAGGGCCCUGGGCUUAACAAGACAGGUGUGGAAGCGGGCACGCCCACUCAUUUCACAGUCUUCACCAAGGGGGCGGGUAAGGCUAAACUGGAUGUCCAGUUUGAUGGAGCCAUCAAGGGACAGGCGGUGCAAGACUUUGAGAUCAUCGAUAAUCAUGACUAUACCUACACUGUCAAAUAUACUGCUGUGCAGCAGGGAAACAUGACUAUCUCCGUCACCUAUGGAAAUGAUCCGGUUCCAAAAAGCCCAUUUACCAUCACCGUGGGUUCUCCCCUAGACCUUGGCCAAGUCCAGGUUCAAGGCCUUAACAAAAAAGUAGAGGUUGGGAAGGAUCAGGAGUUUGUGGUGAACACUCGGGGUGCUGGUGGGCAAGGCAAAGUAGAUGUCAAGAUCACAUCACCCUCUAAGCGGCCAAUCCCAUGCAAAGUCCAGCCUGACAUGACAAACAGUGCAUACUCUGUGCAUUAUAUUCCCCCUGAAGAAGGCCCCUACAAAGUGGAUGUGUCCUAUGAUGGAAACCCAGUUCCUGGAAGCCCCUUCACCGUGGAAGGUGUUAUACCCCCUGAUCCUUCCAAGGUACGUGCAUAUGGACCAGGUCUGAAAGGAGGUGUUGUAGGAAAGCCAGCUCCAUUUACCAUAGAUACCAAGGGGGCAGGCACAGGUGGACUAGGUGUGACAGUGGAGGGUCCAUGUGAGGCAAAAAUUGAGUGCCAGGACAACGGUGAUGGCUCUUGCUCUGUAUCCUACAUACCGACUGAGCCAGGCGAGUAUGCUAUCAACGUCUUGUACGCUGAUACUCACAUCCCUGGCUCACCCUUCAAGGCCCUGGUCCAGCCAGCUUUUGACCCCAGCAAAGUCACAGCUAGUGGGCCGGGUCUGGAGCGCGGCAAGGCCAGCGAGGUAGGCACCUUCACCGUGGACUGCUCCAAGGCUGGAAAUGCUGAGCUGACCAUUGAGAUUGUCUCCGAAUCGGGGGCCAAAGCUGAGGUACAUAUUCAAAACAACAGCAAUGGAACCUACUCCAUCACCUACACCCCACCCUUCCCAGGCGCGUACACCAUCACCAUCAAAUACGGUGGGCACAAUGUGCCCAAGUUCCCUGCCCACCUGCAGGUGGCGCCUGCCAUUGAUACCAGUGGAGUCAAGGUUUACGGACCAGGGGUGGAACCCAGAGGGGUUCUUCGCGAAGUAACCACGCACUUCAUUGUUGAUGCCCGUGGUCUGACAAAGACUGGGGGCAAUCAUGUGAAGGCAAGGAUAAUCAACCCAUCAGGGGCAAACACCGAUAUCUAUAUUUCCGACAAGGAGGAUGGUACUUACAGAGUGGAGUACACUGCAUAUGAAGAUGGUUUGCACCUGAUUGAGGUCCUAUAUGAUGACGUCGCCAUUCCCAACAGCCCCUUCAGGGUGCAGGUCUCUGAAGGCUGUGACCCGAGCCGUGUGCGUGCCUAUGGCCCCGGGCUAGAGCAGGGAUUGGUCAACAAGGUCAACUGCUUCACUGUGGAAACUAGAGGUGCUGGGACUGGGGGUCUGGGGCUGGCCAUUGAAGGGCCCUCUGAGGCAAAGAUGUCCUGCACAGACAACAAGGAUGGCAGCUGCAGUGUGGAGUACCUUCCCUCUGCACCUGGGGACUAUGAUAUCAACAUCUCUUUUGGAGGCCAACCUAUCCCAGGCAGCCCCUUUCGUGUGCCUAUUAAGGCACCUGUGGACCCCAGUAAGGUGAAGUGCUCUGGGCCUGGCUUGGGGAGUGGGGUUCGGGCUCAGGUUCCACAGACUUUUACUGUGGAUACCAGCAAAGCAGGUGUGGCCCCCCUCCAGGUCCAGCUCGUUGGGCCUACAGGGACCAUGGAGCCUGUCAGCAUCAAUAACAAUGGUGAUGGCACGCACACAGUGAGGUACACCCCCGCUCACGAUGGCCCUUACACCGCGUCUGUCAAGUAUGCUGAACAACAAGUCCCCCGCAGUCCCUUCCAGGUCAAAGUGUUGCCCACCCAUGAUGCCAGUAAGGUCCAGGCCAGCGGCCCUGGCCUCGAUUCCUCUGGCGUGCCAGCCAGCCUGCCUGUGGAGUUUACCAUUGAUGCGCGGCACGCAGGCGAGGGCCUUCUCACAGUGCACAUCGUGGACCCAGAGGGGAAGCCAACCAAGGCGAACAUCCGGAACAACAGAGAUGGAACCUACACUGUGUCCUAUGUGCCUGCAAUGACUGGCCCCUACACAAUUACCAUCAAGUACGGUGGGGAUGAGAUACCUUAUUCGCCCUACCACAUCAACGCUGUGCCAACUGGUGACGCUAGCAAGUGUGUGGUCAGGGUAUCUAUUGGCGGACAUGGACUGGGUACAGGUCUUGGCUCCACGAUUGUUUUAAGAGAUGAAACAGUCAUCACUGUGGAUGCGAAGGCUGCGGGGAAGGGCAAGGUCACCUGUAAACUGUCAGCUCCUGAUGGCUCUGAGCUAGACAUGGAUGUGGUGGAGAACUCAGAUGGUACCUUUGACAUCUACUACACUGCCCCUGAGCCAGGCAAAUAUGUCAUCACCAUCCGCUUUGGAGGGCAGCUCAUCCCCAACAGCCCCUUUAAUGUGGUGGCCACGGAUAAGCCCAUUACUCCAGUUGGCAGCAUGGAGCCAAGGCUUCGUCCCUUCAACCUGGUUAUUCCAUUCACUGUGCAGAAGGGCGAAGUCACAGGGGAAGUCCGCAUGCCUUCAGGGAAGACGGCUACCCCUCACAUAAUAGACAAUAAGGACGGGACAUUGACAGUACGCUACUCUCCCACUGAGAAAGGUCUGCAUGAGAUGGACCUCAAAUACGAUGGCAACCACAUUCCAGGCAGUCCACUGCAGUUCUAUGUGGAUGCCAUCAGCUGCAGUUAUGUGACGGCUUAUGGACCAGGUCUGAGCCACGGCAUAACAAACAAGCCUGCAGUCUUCACUAUUAUCACUAAGGAUGCUGGGCAAGGUGGUCUGUCACUGGCUGUGGAGGGCCCAUCUAAAGCAGAGAUCACCUGCAAGGAUAACAAGGAUGGCACAUGCACUGUGUCCUACCUCCCGACUGCUCCAGGAGACUACACCAUCAUCGUAAAGUUCGAUAAUAAGCACAUCCCUGGGAGUCCCUUUACUGCCAAGAUCACAGCUGAUGAUUCCUUAAGAACAUCUCAGUUGAAUGUUGGUACAACAACAGAUGUGUCUCUGAAGAUCACAGAGACUGACCUGAGCUCACUGACAGCCAGUAUCAGAGCUCCAUCUGGGAGUGAGGAACCCUGUCUGUUGAAGAGGCUGCCCAAUCGCCACAUUGGGAUUUCGUUCACACCCAAAGAAGUAGGUGAACAUGUGGUGAGUGUGAAGAAAGCUGGCAAGCAUGUGAAUAACAGCCCUUUCAAGAUCAUGGUGGGCCAGUCUGAAAUUGGGGACGCCAGCAGAGUCAAGGUGUUCGGCAAGGGCCUACUGGAGGGUCGCACAUUUCAAAUAUCUGAGUUCUUCGUGGACACAAGGAAUGCAGGUUAUGGAGGUCUAGGGCUGUCAAUUGAAGGUCCAAGUAAAGUUGAUAUCAACUGUGAGGAUUCAGAAGAUGGGACAUGCAAGGUGACCUACUGUCCCACAGAGCCGGGUAACUACAUCAUCAACAUCAAGUUUGCUGACCAGCAUGUCCCAGGAAGUCCAUUCACAGUGAGGGUUACUGGUGAAGGCCGCAUGAAGGAGAGCAUCACCCGGAAGAGACAGGCAUCAUCUAUUGCCUCGGUGGGCACCACCUGUGAUCUCAACCUCAAAAUUCCAGGGAAUUGGUUCCAAAUGGUGUCGGCUCAGGAGCGAUUAACACGGUCCCUCAUGCGCAGCAGCCAUACAUAUAUGCGUACAGAGCGCACACAGGUCAGCCAGAUACGCGGCGGAGAAACCCACCGGGAAGUCCAUGUGGAGGAGAGCACACAGCUUGGGGGGGACCCCUUCCGCAACAUCUUUGGGGGAUUCCUGAGUCGAGACAGCUUGGGCUCCUUUAGCGGGAUGCCUCUCAGACAAGAAGCUAUCUCCCUUGAAGCCGGCACCCAGGAGAUGACUGCCCAGGUGACCAGCCCUAGUGGCAAAAUGGAGACCACAGAGAUUGUGGAGGGUGAGGACAGCACCUACAGCGUGCGAUUCGUGCCCCAGGAAAUGGGCCCCCACACUGUCAGCGUCAAGUACAGAGGCCAGCACGUCCCUGGGAGCCCCUUCCAGUUCACAGUGGGGCCCCUGGGGGAGGGUGGAGCCCACAAGGUUUGAGCAGGCGGCCCAGGGCUGGAAAGGGGUGUGGCGGGUGUCCCAGCGGAAUUCAGCAUCUGGACUCGGGAGGCUGGAGCCGGGGGGCUAUCCAUCGCUAUGGAGGGUCCCAGCAAGGCAGAACUCUCUUUUGAGGACAGGAAGGAUGGCUCAUGCGGAGUCAUCUACAUUGUCCAGGAGUCAGGUGAUUAUGAGCUGUCAAUCAGGUUUAAUGAUGAACACAUACCUGACAGCCCAUUCAUCAUUCCGGUCGCUAAACUGUCAGAUGAUGCUCGACGGCUCACAGUGACCAGCCUUCAGGAGAAGGGUCUGAAGGUGAACCAGGAAGCCUGCUUUGCAGUGCAGCGAAAUGGAGCACAGGGUGUUAUUGAUGCCAAGGUGCACAGGCCAUCUGGGACAGUGCAGGAGUGUUAUAUCAAUGAGCUGGACGGUGACAAGACUGCAAUCCGCUUCAUUGCACGGGAGACUGGUGUUCAUGCCAUUGAUGUAAAAUUUAAUGGGAGCCACAUCCCUGGCAGCCCUUUCAAAGUCCAUAUAGGGGAGCUGGAACAGGCUGGUGACCCAGGGAUGGUUUCUGCAUUUGGAGCUGGUCUAGAAGGCGGCACUACAGGAGUGCCCUCUAAGUUUAUUGUGAAUACAAGUAAUGCAGGAUCGGGGGCCCUGUCUGUCUCCAUCGACGGACCCUCCAAGGUGAAGCUUGACUGCUGCGAGUGUCCUGAAGGAUACUUAGUCACUUACACACCCAUGGCACCGGGGAACUAUCUCAUCUCCAUCAAAUAUGGCGGGCCACAGCACAUCGUCGGCAGUCCAUUCAAAGCUAAAGUCACAGGUGUUCGUCUGUCAGGGGGACACAGUCUUCAUGAAACCUCAUCCGUUCACGUGGAAACGGUCACCAAAAUGGGCAGCGCCUACAGCACCCUGUCCAAAUUCUCAUCAGAUGCGAGCAAGGUGGUGUGCCGAGGGGCAGGACUCUCCAAAGCUUUUGUGGGACAGAAGAACACCUUCACUGUAGACUGCAGCAGAGCAGGCACGAACAUGUUGAUGGUGGGCGUUCAUGGACCCAAGGCCCCAUGUGAGGAGGUGUAUGUCAGACAUAUGGGUAACAAGUUAUACAAUGUCACCUACACAGUCAGAGAGAAAGGAGACUACAUCCUUAUUGUCAAGUGGGGAGAUGAAAAUGUGCAAGAGAGCCCCUUCCAAGUCACUGUGCCCUAGAACACAUCCUCUUUGAGGAAUGCACUGCAACAUGCAUAAACUCUUAAUCUCUCCUGAUAAUACACUGAAUUUAUAGUUAAAGUAUUGGAGCUGAUUUUGUGUUAUUUUUUGAGCAUGAUUAUACGCUUAGAGCCAUAACAAAAACUUCCUUUGGAAGAUCAGCACUUUAGUUUUUCUUAUUAAUUUUUUUAAUUCAAAUAUGCAAACCAUUUCAUCAAGCUUUACGUUAGUAUAAUAGCUUUUAAAGGUUUUUAUAGUUUUCUUCUAUUUAACAACCUUGGCAAGAUUACUGUAACACAUGACAGCACACAUUGCCUUUUUCAGUUAUGUCACUGUCACGUUGAUAUUAAGAUUUUCUUAUGACAGAUUUCUUCGGACUUCAGAGGGAAAAUAAUCAAAGAAAAAAUACAGAAACAUUGAUUAAGAUAUCUUAUUCGUGAGUGUUUUAGAAAUAAGAAGUUAACAGUACUCUGAAGUUUUAUCAUUUUGUAUGUAUUUAAAUGGAAACCUAAUAGUUUGUUCUAAUAACCUUUUGUUUGGAAAGAAAGCACACAUAAUAAAGAUAAUAAAGCUAAUUUGCCAAAAGAAAUAA
Messenger RNA from Paramormyrops kingsleyae, 8212 nucleotides. The record is from RefSeq and is a predicted model, not a curated record. Lineage: Eukaryota; Metazoa; Chordata; Actinopteri; Osteoglossiformes; Mormyridae.